ACUCAGAAUCUUCUCAUUGUAAGUCACAUCUCCUGUCACCAUGUCCUACAACUGCUGCUCUGGAAACUUCUCCCGCUCUCUUGGGGGCUACCUGCAGCACCCAGGCAUCUCUUGUGGCUCUUCCUACCCCAGCAACCUGGUCUACAGCACUGAUCUCUGCUCUCCCAGCACCUGCCAGCUGGGCUCCUCUCUCUACAGUGGCUGUCAGGAGACCUGCUGCGAGCCCACCAGAUACCAGACGUCUUUUGUGGUGUCCAGCCCCUGCCAGAGGUCCUGCUGCCGCCCAAGGACCUCCACAUUCUGCAGUCCCUGCCAGACUUACUCUGGGUCUCUGGGCUUUGGCUCCAGUGGUUUCCAUUCAGUGGGUUGUGGUCCCAGUGCUUUCUCAUCCCUAAGUUAUAGACCCAGCUCUUACCAUCCAACCUACUUCUCUUCUAGAAGCUGCCAGUCUGCUUUCCAACCAGCCUGUGGAUUUGGCUUCUACUAAACACAGUACCUAAUCUAUCUAGAAAUUUUAACAUAAUACCUACUAUAUCAAGAUCCAUGCUGCCUAUUGAUCUGUUGUCCUACCAUUAGCUUACAAAUUUGAGUUCUGCUGUUAUCUGCUAUGGAUUAGGAAUAAUUUGAAUUCCAGUAACUAGAAAAUGUAUUCAUUGAAGAAAGAUGCCAAAACUGCUUCCUUGUAGUGACAGACAUGCAAUAUUGAAGUAUAUUUCUUUAUUCCUGUAUCUUCUAUUUAUUUCCCCUAGUACAUUUGUUUCUAAUUUCACAGUGUGGAAAAAUGUUGUAAGUUUAUAUAGAAAUAAGUUGUAUGACGUCUAUGUAUUUGCUUAAGAUUAUUUGUUCACUCUGUGUCUUCAAAAAUACUUCUAAAUAUCUGACUGGCUAUUUCUGUAUCUUGUAUUUA
Equus quagga is the source of this 907-nucleotide messenger RNA. RefSeq names its product keratin-associated protein 13-1-like. The transcript has a single exon. NCBI's taxonomy places the organism in Eukaryota, Metazoa, Chordata, Mammalia, Perissodactyla, Equidae. The record is from RefSeq and is a predicted model, not a curated record. The coding region runs from base 41 to 487 and encodes 148 amino acids.